AUGAGGCUUGCCACAAUCCUUGUCUUUUGCUCUUUAUUCAUGGGAGUCAGUGGUGAUGGCUGGUAUUCGUUCUUCAAGGAAGCCAUACAAGGCACUUGGGACUUGUGGAGAGCCUAUCGGGACAAUCUAGAAGCCAAUUACCAAAAUUCAGACAGAUACUUCUCUGCUCGGGGCAACUUUGAGGCCCAACAAAGAGGAGCUGGCGGCGUCUGGGCUGCUAAAAUAAUCAGCACCAGCAGGAAAUACUUUCAGGGUCUCCUAAACCGGUAUUAUUUUGGAAUGAAUGACCAUGGAUUGGAAAGCCUGGAAUCUACCCAGAAAGCUGAGGAAUGGGGUCGAAGUGGCAAAAACCCUAAUCGCUUCAGACCCCAGGGCCUGCCUGAGAAGUUCUGAGCCUGCUACACAGGCUGCACUGAGGGGACCAGGCUGUGAGCCGCAUCCUUCUCCCCUUGUUAGGAUGUCACUGGUGUCCACAGGAAUCACAGAGAGAUGCCCAACAAAUAGUUUGUGGAUGGAAUUUGUUGAUGGAAAUGGGGAACUGUCAAAAUGCUUUCUGGGAAGAAUUGCUAGGUAUCACAUAGAAGAUAAGUAGAGGAGGAGCUGUGACCACCAGGCAGUAGUCUGAAACCACGCAGGGCCCUCACACAACCCCACCAAAUCUGCUCUAGCCUUUGGCCACUCCAGCUUCCCCUGACA
Messenger RNA from Onychomys torridus (southern grasshopper mouse), 696 nucleotides. Its product is annotated as serum amyloid A-4 protein. The record is from RefSeq and is a predicted model, not a curated record. Gene Ontology annotation, cellular component: extracellular region. Bases 1 to 393 code for a protein of 130 amino acids. The transcript has 3 exons. Lineage: Eukaryota; Metazoa; Chordata; Mammalia; Rodentia; Cricetidae.